Messenger RNA from Ipomoea nil (Japanese morning glory), 3359 nucleotides. RefSeq names its product leucine-rich repeat receptor-like protein kinase TDR. The record is from RefSeq and is a predicted model, not a curated record. Lineage: Eukaryota; Viridiplantae; Streptophyta; Magnoliopsida; Solanales; Convolvulaceae. Gene Ontology annotation, biological process: hormone-mediated signaling pathway; protein phosphorylation. The transcript is spliced from 2 exons. Gene Ontology annotation, cellular component: plasma membrane. Gene Ontology annotation, molecular function: protein kinase activity; protein binding; ATP binding. The coding region runs from base 171 to 3074 and encodes 967 amino acids.
UUCAGCAACCUUAGCUUUCUCUAGUCCCCAUGCAAUACAAUGAUACUAAUCCACCAUAAAGCCAAACCCAGAACCCCAUUACAGCAGGGUGACAAAAUUUAAAUUUUUUUUUUUCUUAGGGACAUUUUCCAAAUUCUAAUUAUAUCUUCCCCUCCACCUUCUUCUGCACUAUGCUGCAAGUUCCAAUGGGGAUUCUUCUUCAGCCUUUGCAAAUCCUUUUUGUUUUUCUUUCUGUCUUCAGAUUGAUUCACCCAGUUUUAGCUCUUGAUCCUUUUACUGAAUCACUCUUGAGCUUAAAAUCUGAAGUGAUUGAUGGUUCCAACACUCUGAGUGAUUGGGUUUUGGCCCCUGGAGUGAAUUCCUCAGCCCAGAGCUCUCAAAUCCAUGCAUGUUCCUGGGCAGGUGUGAGGUGCAAUGAGAACUCAUCAAUGGUGAUUGGGUUAGACCUUUCUAUGAAGAAUCUUGGGGGGGUUUUAUCUGGGAGGCAAUUUGGUGUUUUUGUUGACCUUCUUGAUCUGAACCUCAGCUAUAAUUCUUUCUCAGAGAAGCUCCCAUCUGGGAUUUUCAAUCUCACCAGUCUCAGAAGCUUAGAUAUCAGCAGAAACAAUUUUUCUGGGGAAUUUCCUAAGGGCAUCUCGAAUCUUGGAAGUCUAGUGAUUCUUGAUGCCUUCAGUAACAGCUUCUCUGGGCCCUUACCCUCUGAUGUUUCAAAGCUUCAGUCUUUAAAAAUACUGAAUUUUGCAGGGAGUUAUUUCAGUGGGCCAAUCCCUUCAGAGUUUGGUUCACUGGAGAAUCUUGAAUUUAUCCACUUGGCAGGAAAUUUACUGAGUGGGAAAUUGCCACUGGAAUUGGGGAAGCUCAGAGCUUUGACUCACAUGGAGAUAGGCUACAAUUCAUAUGAAGGAACCAUUCCAUGGCAAUUUGGUAAUAUGAGUGAGCUUCAGUAUCUUGACAUUGCUGGGGCUAAUCUCUCUGGCCCUAUUCCCAGAGAGCUCAGUAAUCUCACCAAGCUUGAAUCACUUUUCCUGUUCAGAAAUCUGCUUGAUGGAUGGAUUCCACAUGAGUUUAGCAGAAUCAGUUCUCUAACAAGCUUGGAUCUUUCUGAUAACUUGCUUUCUGGCCCUAUUCCUGAGAGCUUUUCAGAGCUCAAAAAACUGAGCCUGCUAAGUCUUAUGUACAAUGAGUUGAGUGGCACUGUGCCUCAAGGCCUUGCAAAGCUCCCAGAGCUUGAGUCUCUUCUUAUAUGGAACAAUUACUUCAAUGGGUCACUCCCAGAAGACUUGGGGAGACACUCAAACCUCAAACACCUUGAUGUUUCAACAAACAACUUUGUUGGGGACAUUCCACCUGGGAUAUGUUCUGGAGGGAUGUUGUUAAGGUUGAUCUUGUUUUCCAACAGUUUCACUGGGGGACUCAAUCCAUCCAUCUCCAGUUGCCCCUCUUUAAUUCGCCUUCGCCUCGAGGAUAAUGCGUUUUCAGGUGAAAUCUCUCUGAAUUUUAGUAAUCUUCCUGAUAUAACAUAUGUUGGUUUGUCAAAGAAUCAGUUCAUUGGGGGAAUUCCCCAUGAUCUUGCCCAGGCUUCCAAGCUUCAAUAUUUCAAUGUGUCUGGUAAUCCAGAGCUUGGGGGGAUAAUCCCAGAAAAAACAUGGUCAAUGUUGUCCCUUCAGAACUUUUCUGCUUCUAAUUGUAGAAUCCUAGGAAAUGUUCCUUCAUUUCAAAACUGCAAAUCAUCAGUGUCUGUUAUUGAAUUGAGUAUAAAUAACUUAGCGGGGUUUAUCCCGGAUAGUGUGUCGAAUUGUAAGGGUUUAGUGAAGAUGGACUUGGCUUUCAAUAACUUAACGGGUCAUAUACCUGCUGGACUUGCUAGCCUUCCCGUUAUUGAUGUUUUAGACCUUUCUCACAACGGUUUCGAUGGUCCAAUUCCCUCCGAGUUUGGAAGCUCGUCGAGCUUAAAACUACUUAAUGUGUCGUUCAACGAUCUCUCUGGUUCUAUUCCUAAGGAGAAGAAGUUUUGGGCUAUGGAUAGCAGUGCGUUCGUGGGUAAUCCUAAGCUCUGCGGAGCACCAAUACGAGCUUGCCAUCACGGACCGGGGGAACUAGAACUAGGAAGCAGAAGGACUCAGAAGCUCGCUUGGGUUCUGAUCACGUGUGGAGUGAUAGUCUUACUUAUCACGGGUGCAAUAUUCGGGGUACUUCACUUCAGGAGAGGGGGAAAGGGGCAGUGGGAAAUGGUAUCGUUUAGUGGAAUUCCUCAGUUCACAGCAAACGAUGUUUUGAGGAGUUUUGAUUCCAAUGAUGCUAUGGAGAUGGUUCCACCAAUGCCCGGUUCGGUUUGCAAGGUGGUUCUGCCCACUGGGAUUACGGUUUCAGUCAAGAGGAUCAACUGGAGGCCGGAGAGAAUGACCAUCAUGUCGGAGUUCAUUAACCGGUUGGGAAAUGCAAGGCACAAGAACCUAACCAGGCUGCUCGGGUUUUGCUACAACAACCAUAUGGCCUAUCUGCUGUAUGACUACUUGCCUAAUGGAAACCUGUCCGAGAAGAUCAGAGUGAAGAGAGAUUGGGCAACAAAGUACAAAAUCGUGACUGGGAUCGCUAGAGGACUUUGUUAUCUUCACCAUAAUUGCUACCCUGCAAUCCCCCAUGGAGAUUUGAAGGCUAGUAACAUAGUAUUCGAUGAAAAUAUGGAACCACAUUUGAUUGAUUUCGGGAUUAAAUCAUUGACUCAAUUAGACAACAGUUCUUCGCCCACAAGAGCAAGAAGAGAAACAGGUGAAUUAGAGAUAUGGACAAAAGAGGAGGUCUACAUGGACUUAUACAACUUCGGCAAGCUCGUUAUGGAGAUCUUAACGAAUGGAAGAGCCGAAGGUGUAGAAGCAGUAAACAUGCAAACCAAACCGAAAGAUUCUCUUCUAAGAGAGAUCCUAGACGAGAAUGAUAUCCCGCCCUCUAAUGUAAUCCGGGAUGAGGUAAAGCUGGUUCUUGAAGUUGGUUUGCUCUGCACAAGAAGUCGGGCGUUAGACAGGCCGUCCAUGGAAGACGCGGUGAAGCUUCUCUCGGGUUUGAAAACCAAAUAAUGAGCACUUGCAAAGGGAGCUUAUUACAUACUAUAUAUAUAUAUAUGUUAGACACUGGCAUGUAGUGUAAUGUAGUAUAAAGCAUGCAGUGUGUAGAGAGUGUAAAGUAAGUUUGGUUAUGAUUGUAGCAGAUCAGAUGUUUGUACUUUUGUUGUCAGAUGGUUGAGGUUUAAGGUUUUUGUGAGUAAAAAGAAUGUGUUGAUGUAAUCUCUUAUCACCUUGUUCCCCCAUUGAAUUUUUGGUUUUUAAAUGAGUGGGUGGAACAUGAAUCCAUCUCUAUCGAAA